Molecule: messenger RNA, 1152 nt
Organism: Sesamum indicum (sesame)
Lineage: Eukaryota; Viridiplantae; Streptophyta; Magnoliopsida; Lamiales; Pedaliaceae
Source: RefSeq, a predicted model, not a curated record
AUGGCUGUUGCAGCUUAUGCAGCUCUGCGUUCUCUCAAGCCUGUCCUCGACAAUAUCCAGAAUCCCGUUCGUCGCCAUCGGCUUCAUGUAGACUCAGAUCGAAUUCAAAGCUUGCAAGAAAAGGUAGAGUUCUUGCAAGAGUUCCUCGAAGUUCAUUCUCAAAGUAAAAGCCAAGAAAUAGAAGAUCUGUCGAGGCAAAUCGCUGUUGUUGCGGUUGAAGCGGAUGAUGUCAUUGACCGUCACGUAGUGGAUCAACUUUGUAAAGGAUCUCAAGAUGAAAGUCAUCACCUGGCCUCCCUCUCAUCUUUUUGUCAAGAUAUAGACAAAAUAAUUGAAAAGAUUGAUGGGAUCACCGAAAAUUUGAUGAUGAUUAAAGAGGAAUGGGGCGACAACGUUCAAGAGAAGAAUUCUGAAGUUUCCGUGCCAGUUAGUUCAAGAACACUUCCUUCCGGUGGCAACGAUACUAUGGUGGGAUUUGAGGAAGGCUUGCUUCAGAUCAUGGAUGUGCUUACUAGAGAUGAAUUUAACCUUCAAAUUCUCCCAAUUGUUGGAAUGGGAGGGAUUGGUAAGACCACUCUCGCAAGAAAUGCUUUUAAUCAUCCAUAUAUUGUCAACCGAUUUGAUAUACUUACUUGGAUUACAAUAUCUCAAGAAUACAACAUGAAAGAAAUUCUUUUGGGCCUUUUGAAUGAUGGAAGUAUAGAAGAAAGUGCAGAAAUAGAAGAGUUAGAAGUACUAUUGUACCAAAGAUUAUUUGGCAGAAAGUAUUUGAUUGUUAUGGAUGAUAUUUGGAGUAUCAAAGUUUGGAAUGAUUUAAAAAUAUUCUUCCCAGAUAAUGGGAAUGGAAGUCGAAUUAUGAUGACUACUAGGCUAACCAAUGUGGUUGUUUCUUUGGGCACUCUUAAACCCUAUUCGAUGGAUUUUCUAGACGAUAAUAAAAGUUGGAAUUUACUUUGUGAAAAGGUAUUUGGUGAAAGAAAUUGCCCUUAUCCAGAAUUAGAGGGAAUUGAAAAAGAUAUAGCCAAAGGCUGCAAAGGGCUUCCUCUUGCACUUGUAGUAAUUGGUGGGCUCCUUGCGAAUUCCGACAUGCAACGUGAAUAUUGGGUGUUAGAUUGUGAGAAAUGUGAACUCAUUUGCCAAUUCACAAGAUAA